GGAUUUAGUGGUAUUCAGCCUAUAGACAAAAACAUUGAAAUCGAAAGUAGGUUUUAAAAGAUUUUUUGUGGCUAAUUUAAAAUGGCAAGUCCUACAGCUUGGCAAACGGAAAGAUCAUUUGAACAGACGAACUGGCGCAUGUUGCAAGAUGGUACACUUUGUGACGUCACUUUCUGGGUUGGGAAUGAAAAGAAAAAAGAAGUGAAAGCUCACAAGUUUAUCCUGGCGAGCAGUACAGUAUUCUAUGCUAUGUUCUGUGGUUCUCUCGCAGAGUCAAGUAAUACCAUACUAGUUCCAGAUAUAGAACCUGAGAUAUUCCGAACAUUAUUACAGUUCAUUUAUACCGAAGACUGCACAAUCAAUGAGGACAACGUCAUGCCCCUUUUAUACAGUGCGAAGAAGUAUGAAACUAAAAGGCUUACAGAGAAAUGUAAAGAUUACUUAAAUACCCAACUCUCCGUGGACAAUGUCUGUGUCAUACUACAACAUGCACACAAGUUCGAUGAUGGUGAACUAAAAGAAAAAUGUAUUGAGUUCGUUAUUAAGAAUGGGGAUGACGUACUAAAAUCCGAUGGUAUUCUUUCGCUGUCAAAAGAACUUCUUCAGAAAAUUAUUGAAUCGGAUAAUCUGAACGCCGACGAGUUGGAUAUUUAUGAUGCUUGCAAGAGAUGGGCAGUUGAGCAGCAGGAAAAAAAAUGUAAAACACAAGAAUAUCCCGAAACUGAACUUAGAAAGGAACUAGGGGAAUUAGUAUAUUCAAUAAGGUUCCCUACAAUGUCGUUUGAAACAUUUGCAAAACAUGUAGCCGUAGGAAACAUUUUAACAGCAGAGGAAAAGGUCAGCGUUUUUCAAAGCAUAGCAGAUGUCGACACUAAAACGCCAAUUUGCCAAUUUCAUAGUACUAAACGUAAACGAAUCCGAAAACAACACUUGAAGUUGUCAAGAUUCGAUUCAAACCAGGCCUGGCUCAGCGGUUGGGGUUAUGGUGGCAAAGUAGAUGCAAUUAACUUUAAAGUGACCAAUAAAAAUAGACUUGUAGGUGUGAGUUUGUUUGCUCCGUGUUUGGAGGGAACGUUACAGGGACAGGUUAGUUUAAACACAGGAACUUUUUCGUUAGCAUCUAGAAGUGAUUUUAGCAUAGAGUAUGAGCAGUCGAAGUACGUACAGGAUGUGCUAUUUGAUCAACCGUAUACAGUUGAACCAGGGAAGGAAUAUACAAUACAUGCUUUGCUGAAAGGCACACAGACAUAUUACAGUAAUAAUGGCAAACAGAAGAUUUCCUCUGGUACAUUUGAUGUGUCUUUCUUCGAAACCAAUGCAAGUACGAACGGCACAUCCGUAAAUAGUGGUCAAAUUCAUUCCCUUAUUGUAGAAUGAAAACGCAAAUUGAAGGGACUGGACUCUUUUUGCUUACAUGAUCCUUUUCUGAAAAAAUAAAAUGUGGUCAUAUUAUGAA
Molecule: messenger RNA, 1456 nt
Organism: Mercenaria mercenaria
Lineage: Eukaryota; Metazoa; Mollusca; Bivalvia; Venerida; Veneridae
Product: BTB/POZ domain-containing protein 6-like
Exons: 3
Coding region: 82-1377 (431 amino acids)
Biological process (GO): neurogenesis
Cellular component (GO): cytosol
Molecular function (GO): protein binding
Source: RefSeq, a predicted model, not a curated record